AUGCCCUCCUGGGCCCUCUUGGUGGCCACCUUCUGCCUCCUCCUGGCUCCCCCAAACCUGGCACAAGUCACCAGCCAAGAUGCUUCCUUGCCGGCCUUGGAUUCAGAGCCUCUGACGUGUUUUUCUCAAACAUUUGAGGACCUCACUUGCUUCUGGGAUGAGGAAGAGGCAGCACCCAGUGGAACAUACCAGCUGCUGUAUGCCUACCCAGGGGAGGAGCCCCGUGCCUGCCCCCUGAGUUCCCAGAGUGUGUCUCCCUCUGGAACUCGAUAUGUGUGCCAGUUUCCAGCCCAGGAUGAAGUUCGUCUCUUCUUCCCACUGCACCUCUGGGUGAAGAACAUGUUCUUGAACCAGAAUCUGACCCAGCGGGUGCUCUUUGUGGAUAGUGUGGGCCUACCAGCUCCCCCCAAUAUCAUCAAGGCCAUGGGUUGGAGCCAACCAGGGGAACUUCAGAUCAGCUGGAAGGUCCCAACUUCUGGAUUCAGUGAUUUCCUGAGGCAUGAACUCCGCUAUGGCCCCAAGGAUCCCAGAAACUCCACUGGUCCCACAGUCAUGCAGUUGCUAUCCACAGAAACCUGCUGCCCAGCUCCGUGGAGGCCAAACCCAGCCCCAGCUCUGGACCAGGCUCCAUGUGCACAGCCCCAACAGAAUGGAGCAGAGCAGACCUCCCCAACUAGAGAAGCUCCGUCUCUGACAGGGAUGAGUGGAAGCUGCCUCAUCUCAGGGCUCCAGCCUGGAAAUUCCUACUGGCUCCAGCUGCGCAGCCAGCCUGAUGGGGUCUCCUUCCGUGGCUCUUGGGGACCCUGGUCCCACCCUACAACUGUGGACCUGCCUGGAGAUGCAGUGGAAAUUGGACUACAAUGUUUUACCCUGGACUUGAAGAAUGUUACCUGUCAGUGGCAGCAACAGGACCAUGCUAGCUCCCAAGGCUUCUUCUAUCACAGCAGGCCGCGGUGCUGUCCCAGAGACAGAGACCCCAUCUGGGAGAAGUGUGAAGAGGAGGAGAAAAAUCCAGGAGUACAGCCCUCCCAGGUCUCCCACUGCCACUUCAAGUCAAGAAAUGACAGUAUUAUCCACAUCCGUGUGGAGGUGACCACAGCCCAGGGUGCUUUUCACAGCUACCUGGGCUCCCCUUUCUGGAUCCACCAGGCUGUGCGCAUCUCCACUCCAAACUUGCACUGGAGGGAGGUCUCCAGCGGGCAGCUGGAAUUGAAGUGGCAGCACCCAUCAUCCUGGGCAGCCCAAGAGAUCUGCUAUCAGCUCCGAUACACGGGAGAAGGCCAUCAGGACUGGAAGGUGCUGGAGCCGCCCCUGGGGGCCCAGGGAGAGACCUUGGAGCUGCGCCCGCGCUCCAGCUACCGGUUACAGCUGCGCGCCAGGCUCCACGGCCCCACCUACCGAGGCCCCUGGAGCGCCUGGUCCGCCCCGGCGAGGGUGGAGACCGCCUCGGAGACGGCCUGGAUUUCUCUGGUGACCGCUCUGCUCCUGGUGCUGGGCCUCAGCGCUCUCCUGGGCCUGCUGCUGCUGAGAUGGCAGUUUCCUGCGCACUACAGGAGCCUGAGGCAUGCCCUGUGGCCCUCACUUCCAGACCUGCACCGGGUCCUAGGCCAGUACCUUAGGGACACUGCAGCCCUGAGUCCGCCCAAGGCUGCAGUCUCAGAUGUCUACGAAGAAGUGGAACCCAGCCUCCUUGAGAUUCUACCUAAGUCCUCAGAGAAGACUUCCCUGCCCCUGUGUCCCUCCCAGACCCAGAAGGACUACCGAGGACUGCAGCCCUCUUGCCUGGGGACCAUGCCCCUCUGCAUUUCCAGUGUGCACCUGCCCUCGGCUGAGUCGGGAUCCUACUGCACCACUCACAUUGCCAACCAUUCCUAUUUACCACUGACCUGUUGGCAGGCUCCUCGCUCCCAGUACCCUGGACAGAUCCAAACCCUCUAG
Molecule: messenger RNA, 1938 nt
Organism: Pipistrellus nathusii (Nathusius's pipistrelle)
Lineage: Eukaryota; Metazoa; Chordata; Mammalia; Chiroptera; Vespertilionidae
Source: the annotation of a GenBank genome assembly